This is a messenger RNA of Perkinsus marinus ATCC 50983, 420 nucleotides long. RefSeq lists its product as hypothetical. Gene Ontology annotation, cellular component: cytosol. The record is from RefSeq and is a predicted model, not a curated record. Lineage: Eukaryota; Perkinsozoa; Perkinsida; Perkinsidae. The transcript is spliced from 4 exons. Gene Ontology annotation, biological process: chorismate biosynthetic process; aromatic amino acid biosynthetic process. Gene Ontology annotation, molecular function: FMN binding; chorismate synthase activity. The annotation marks the transcript as partial.
GGUAUGCAUCAAAGCGGCGUCAUCUAUAGGAGUCGAGCAGGUUACCGCAGACUUCGAUGGGCAUACUCAGACGCUAGCCGUUAAGGGCAGGCAUGAUCCAUGUGUACUUCCUAGAGCCCCGCCACUGAUUGAAUCCAUGGCGGCUAUAGUUACGAUGGACAUGAUGUUGCGACAGAGGGCCAGGGGGAUGCCGAUGCACACGUUGGGGUAUGCUGGGGGGGUCUGCGGCAGUAACGCUGGUCGGUUACUUCUCAUUAUGGCUAACCUCACUGAUAAAGGAGUAGCAGGAGCCCAUGGUGGCAACCCUCAGUUCCUCAUAUCACAAAUUGUGAGAGAUAGAGUGUACUCGUUACGGUAUUGGAAAGAAGAGUGUUUCGGUCUCAACGCGGAGACUAUACUGGACAAGGCGGCUGAGUUGAA